UGUCAGUGGGAUCUAAACUUUGGAAGAUACUUUUAGAUACAAACAGUUACAUUAAAGGUUCAAAACAUUUUGGAAAAGAAAAAAAAAAAUAAUUCUAUGAGUAUGACGAAUAAAAAUCGAUAUUUUUCAAGAUAAGAGUCAUAAUCUUCAGAUAUAGUCAAGUUCGUGCAAAAGUCAGAACUGAUUCCAAGAACAUUGUCGAUGAGAGGGGACUUGAAAACCAGCAUGAUGCCAGUGGCACCGGCAGCCCUGUUGCCUCCCCACAGAACUACUCCCAGCAAACCCAAGCUGGGCUUUUCUAUUGAAUCCAUCGUGGGUUUGGAGCCCACCACCACCAAAAACAAAAUACAAACCUCUCUUGAAGAAGAUAGCCACUGUUCUGAUGGCGAAAUUACCAGACUGUCUCCACCUCCAGCACAUAUCAAGAUGCCAACGUCCAGCAGUCCUCCCUACUAUCGGACCCCUAGUGAAGAUAUCUACUCUAGUUACGGACAAUAUGGACCACACAGAGUUUUACCAACAAGGACUCCCGAUUAUCCUCACAGAGGAGAUCUGAUCCCACCUCAAGCAUCGGUGGGUGGACUUAGUUAUCCUUCUGUGAUGUCACAUUACAAUUCAGCAUUAUCCUUGGGACAUUGCCACGGACAGUAUCCUCUAACCUCAUACCUCGUCAACAGAGACUAUCCAAGUUAUCCUUGGUUGAUGGCCAGGCAGCCGCGCAUAUUGCCGUACAGGCCACAAGGUCCUCAGGGUGCAAGUUUCAUCCUCCAUCAGUUCCGGAAGCCCAAGAGAAUUCGAACGGCCUUCUCUCCGUCUCAACUCCUCACCUUGGAACACGCAUUCGAAAAGAACCACUACGUUGUCGGCACGGAAAGGAAGCAGCUUGCACAAAGUCUCAACCUCACAGAAACUCAGGUGAAAGUAUGGUUUCAGAACAGGAGGACAAAGCACAAGAGGCAGAAGCAGGAGGAAGAACAACAGACAAACCCAUCUGAUGGACAAUCGAGUGACAGAAACGACAACGAAAGCAAGGACGGACGGACUCAUUCGUUCUCUCCCAACAUAGAAGAGUCCGAUGAAUCGAUAUGCGAAGACGAUGACGAUUGCGAUUCCAUUGAGGACGAAUCUCAAACCCACCUUUCGUGAUUCAAACUGCAUUCUCCUAGCAUAACCGUUUCGCUACAAACAGACUUUCCAUUUCAUCAACUGCAUGCCAAAGAUUUUCGUGUCUGGAACUGCUCAAAGCGAGUGGCAUGUGUAAAUUUAUUGCGUGUAUAUUUAUAACUUGAUUGGACAUUGCUUGUAAAAUAUCGAUGGGACACUAUGUGACUGUCUACAUGUGUGAAAAAGACUGAGAUACAGAUCACGCGCUGUGAAAUCACUAUGAAUAGAAAUCCUACACUGACUAUGAUAUUUAUUAAAAGCUUCAUUGUGUCGUUGGUAAAGAAUUCUCAUACAUUGUGAUAUUACAUCAAUAUCAUUUCACUUACUCUGGUUGCAAUAAAGACACUGAUUGCAAAAAGUUAAAAUUGUAAAUGUAAUUAACAUGAAUCUGAAUGAUGAAAAUGUUUUGAAACAAAUUAGUACCUUUUACUACCAAAAAAAACAAGUAAUAAAGAUACUUAAGAAGCACAAAAUACCACUUUACCAUUUCCUACAGUGUACGUAGUAGUACUUCUUUUGGCAAUAGUAUCUAUUAUCAAAUUAUAGAACCCGUAUAAGGAUCUAUAAUACUUUUUAACAUGUUGCAACUAUUUUUUUUCCUCGUAGUAGGAAGGUAAACACACCAGUAGUGGCCAGUGCUUAGGUAGGGGCCAAUUCAAAUUUUAUAUUUAAAAAAUAGUAUUCCAGGUCUCCUAGUGGAUUCAGAAGUGCAUAAAAGGAAAACAAGUGGUGUUACUAAAGAUAAUUGAAUGAUAUGGUCUUUGGUAUUACCUCUUGCACAUUUGAAUCCAUUGGGAAACCCGGAAUCCUACACUUUCAAAUAUAAACCUUGAAGUGGCCAUUGCUAAAGCAAUAUUAAGCACUGGAGUGUUUACCUUCAUACUUUAUUUUCUACUGUAAAAAAUCUCUUAACUGGUUCUUAAUUAAUGACCUUUCUCCUUUAAAAGGUGUGGAGGAAAAAAACUUCUACAAUCGAAUACCCUACGUCAGCUUUUAGUUUCACUGGUGGAUGCAACAUUUGCAAUUUAGUGUUCAUUUUUUUUUAGUUCUACCUUAUAAACACACUCUCCUUUGUAACAUUAUGUUGCACCCAUACGUAGAGAAAUAUUUGUUCCUUUCAAAUGAUUUAAUGUGUAAACUAUGAGUUAUUUUUUUCGCACAAUGUUCAAAGUUUUUUUGAUAUUGAGUGUUAAGUCUCAGUCAGUGUCAUUGUAAAAAUUGAAGAUCUCAGUGUAAGGAGGGGAUAUAUCAACGUUUUGUGGGUUUUCUGCUUUACAUUGAAAUAAAUACAUGAAAAAAAAAAUUUAUUUUUGAUUAUGUUCGAGACAUCUCAAACGGAAUUUCCCUUGCCAAAGAAAUACAAAAAUAUUUAAAGCUAGAAGAUGUAAAAGGCUACGUACCUUCCAGGAGAAAGUGAAGAAAAAGUUACUUAAAUUUUGUAGCUAGCUUUGAAACUGUGAUUUUUAUCACAAGUUUCGCAUUGUUUUCUCUGCUUCCAUAUAGUUGAUUUAUUAGUAAAAAUCCAGUAUUUAUACGGAUUAUUAUAUACUAGAAAAUCUUCCGUCAAGGUAUGACAAGGGAAAAUUGCUUGUACAUUUGAAAGAAGCAAUUGACUGCUUGGUGAUCUUUUGAUAGUUUAAAUUUCAAUCCUAACUCCAGCAGAUAGCGUUUAUUGUUUACCAUUUUUAUGUUUUUUCGUUGUUCUAAAAUGAGUCUAGUUGACAGUAAACCAGUCAAGUUAUCGGAUCCAGUUCAGCCCUGUCAAAAUAAAGCAUUUCCAUGCAUGUCAAACAUUACCAAAAAAAUAUUAUCAAAUUAUCAUGCCGUGGCAUGAGUUUCAUUUUUGGUGACGUCAGGAGCGUUACUCGAUCAUUGGCUAUUAUAUAUAUAUAUGAGGAUUUAAAGCAAAAGCAGAACAGCUCCAAAAUGUAAAAAUUAAUUACACUUAGGUAACAUUGUAUUUGAUUAAAAUGUCAUUGAAAUUGCUUUUAAAGAGGCGAGUUAAUGCAUAAUAUUAAACAUAAAGACAAAAUCUUCAGAAAGAAUUUGCUAAAACUAUUUUUAAAUUCCUGAACGUUUUGGGUGUGUAGAGCUGCCCCUUCCUUGCACCGAGGUCUUCAAUUUUAAUAGUAGCUAAUCAAACCCAAAACAUAAUUUGCUUUGCUUGAUAUUUUCGACUGUAAAUAUCACUUUGUUCAAAAUUUAAUGUUGGAUCGUUGAAAAAUUUUCAAACUGUUUUUAGAUUUAAACAAUCAAAACUUAGUUGCAAAAAAAAAAAAAAAAAAAAAACCCUUUGACAUAAGUGAGUUUUUGCUCUUAACAAGAAAUUAAUAUUUUUCCGACACCAUGAUAAGCACCUACUACUUUUGUUCAAUUGAGGGAGUGAGAGGCAAAGGGAUGUAUGUCGCAAAAUUAAAAAUUUGGAGAUAUUCAGUACAAGUGGUAGGUGAACCUCUCCUCUGUCUUGGGGCAAGAGACGGUACUAGUAGUCCUGGUAGGUGCCGCUGUACAGCAUGAUUUAUAAUAAUAAAAAAUAAUAGAAAAGCUACCUAGGAAGUUAUCUUCAAACACGUUUUACUCAAAACUUGAAAAUGUUCUCUUAAAUCUUUUUGCUUCUCAUUGCCGCAAUUGACUGUCUCAUGUCAUAUAUGUUUUGGUGGAUCUACCUCGAAUAUAUAUUCAAAAAGUAUUUCGAUUUAUGCAUACAUGGCUCUAAUAAUCUAACUGUAGGUUCAAAAGAUCAAUUCUCGAUUUUUUUUACUAUAGCAACAGAAUAAUAAGUGCGGUGGAUUACGGUAAUAUCAUAAAGUGACAUUUAAAGCUCUCAUGCAAGCAAACGAACCCACAUAUGGAAAAGUUUAUCGAUUAAAUCUUUACCGAGGGCACAUUUGUCACGUACAAGCUGAAAAAUAUGUUUAUGUUAUCCAUCAAACGAUUAACCAGAGGUAAUUAUUGUCCGAAGUAGCAAUGAUUAUUGCCGAUGAAAAAGUCGUUUGUGAAAUUUCCCAUUUGUUGUUGAGCAGAAAUUGAUUAAUCGAUACGAAUGGGGUAAUUUCAUUGCUCUACGUAAUUAUUUCUCAAUUGUUUUGUACAAAAAGUUUUGCUGUACAUUUUUCCUAAUGUAGUGACAGUAAUAAA
Uloborus diversus is the source of this 4302-nucleotide messenger RNA. Its product is annotated as homeobox protein EMX2-like. Gene Ontology annotation, molecular function: DNA binding; DNA-binding transcription factor activity, RNA polymerase II-specific. The coding region runs from base 202 to 1146 and encodes 314 amino acids. Gene Ontology annotation, biological process: brain development; neuron differentiation; central nervous system development. The record is from RefSeq and is a predicted model, not a curated record. NCBI's taxonomy places the organism in Eukaryota, Metazoa, Arthropoda, Arachnida, Araneae, Uloboridae. The transcript is spliced from 3 exons.